AGUUUAAUUAUAUAUAAUAAUGCAUUGAUAUGUUAGUUUUGCACAAUUAUCAAUCAGUAAAAUGUCUCAUAAAGAAUAUUGAAAAAUGGGAUCUUCGUGUUCCAGUAUUAAUAAUAUAUCAACUGAGUUUAAAGAUAAACCUUCAGGAUGUGUACCUUGUCCGGAAGGAAAUACACCAGGAAAUCCUGGUACAUUUGAAGACAUUCACAAAAAAUUUGAAAAUUUGAAUCCAAAGAUUUUUGAAGGUGCAAGAAUUUUACUUAAAAAAAAUAUAAGUGAACACUUUUAUGUAACACAUACAUUUAAUAUGAAUUCCAAUAUGAAAUCAAUUCUGUUAACAAAUCAAUUUCAAAAACAAUAUGGAUAUAAGUUUGGAGCAUUUUAUAUUGGAACUAAACAAGUGGGAAAUACAGAAAAAUAUCCAGUACUUUAUGGGGACAUUAAUCCAAAUGGCCAUUUAAAAGCAACAUUUAUUCAUACUCUUGGUUGUCGAUAUAGAAUUAAAUUAUGUACGAACGUUAAAAAAAGCAAAUUUAUAAAUUCAAAAGCAAGUAUCGAAUAUCGAUCAGACGAUUUCACAUUGUCAGUUACAUUGGUAGAUCCUAUUAUUUUUAAACAAGAGGGUACAUUGGUAUUGCAUUUUUUGCAAGCAAUUACAUCAAGAAUAACUUUAGGAGUUGAAAUUGCUUAUAACGCAAUUUCUAGUUCAAAUGUAGGAUCAAAAACGAAUAUAGCUGGCGCUUUUCGGUACAGUACUGGUUUUCGUACCAUUUCCACUACUGUUGGUCAAGCUGGAGUUCAUAUCUGCUAUCAUCAAAAGCAAAGCGACCAGCUACAAAUGGGACUUGAAUUUCAAUCAAAUAUAAUAAAGAAAUUAACAAAAUUUAGACUACUUUAUAAACUCGACAUACCACAGACUAAUUCGAUUUUUAAAGGAUUUGUGGACUCAGAAUGGAAAAUUGGUGCGGUUUUCGAAAAAAAAUUGUACCCUAUACCAAAGGCGUCAUUAGCUCUUAGUGGAAUUCUAGAUCAUAUUGAACAAACUUUGCACAUUGGUAUUGGACUCAUUAUUGAAAAGUAGAUUUAUAAGAAAACAUCAUUAUACAAUUAAAUUAAGAUUAAACGAUUAUAAAAUAUUAAA
Molecule: messenger RNA, 1141 nt
Organism: Ceratosolen solmsi marchali
Lineage: Eukaryota; Metazoa; Arthropoda; Insecta; Hymenoptera; Agaonidae
Product: mitochondrial import receptor subunit TOM40 homolog 1
Exons: 1
Coding region: 86-1081 (331 amino acids)
Biological process (GO): protein import into mitochondrial matrix
Cellular component (GO): mitochondrial outer membrane
Molecular function (GO): transmembrane protein transporter activity
Source: RefSeq, a predicted model, not a curated record